This is a messenger RNA of Onychostoma macrolepis, 1206 nucleotides long. RefSeq names its product location of vulva defective 1-like. The record is from RefSeq and is a predicted model, not a curated record. The annotation marks the transcript as partial. The transcript has 5 exons. NCBI's taxonomy places the organism in Eukaryota, Metazoa, Chordata, Actinopteri, Cypriniformes, Cyprinidae.
AUGUCUCUCACCUCUCUGCUCCUGGCCGAGCUUCUGCUGGUCACAACAGUAACAGCUUCACACUUCUAUGGAGGCUCAAUGACCUUCAACCCAAGAAGGAAUCAUGAUGGAUCGUACAAGGUUGAGCUUCGCUUCAAGACAACCUACCAUUCCUGUUAUGGAUAUGAUUACUGGCAAUGCAGCUCUGGACACUGUGGAAAUGAUGUCAGUACUGUGAUUGGUAAAGUAGAUUCGAGUCUCAAUGGUGGCAAUUGGUGUCAGUCUGAGGGAGUGAUAACAAAGAUGGUUUCCACCAACAGCCCAUUCCAGCUCCUCAAAAGUGGUUGUUGCUGGAUCUAUAACACAGUCUCAUAUUCUGGAGACUGGAGUCUUCUCACUUACAUUGACCUCGGUGUGAGAUCAGACACCUCAGAGCCUAACCGAUCGCCCAUAUCCACCACCCUACCAUUUGUCAGAGUUCCUCAGAACUGUCCCAGGAGGUACAAUCUUUUAGCCUUUGAUCCUGAUGGUGACCAUGUCACAUGCAGAUUUGGACUCAGACAAAACCAGGAGUGUGGAAUCUGCAACCAGCCUGCUGGUUUUACAUUGAAUCAGCAUAACUGUUCUCUGUCAUAUUCACACACAUCGGUCCGUGGAGUUUAUUCUUUUGAGCUGGUGCUAGAGGAUUUCCCCAUUCGCAAGAUUACUCUGUCCUACACUAACCAACCCUCAAAGGAAAAGUUUCCAAACAGUUUCAUCAGAAACCGACGUGCUAUUAAUUACUAUGGAACCACUGCUACAACAGAGAUUAUAACAACCACACUGUCACCUGAGACGUCCACGACGACACCUGAGACAACCACAACUACACCUGAGACAACCACAACACCACCUGAGACAACCACCACAACACCUGAGACAACCACAACAACACCUGAGACAACAACUACUACACCAACAACCACAACACCUGAGACAACCACAACACCACCUGAGACCACCACCACGACACCUGAGACAACAACUACUACACCAACAACCACAACAACACCUGAGACAACAACUACUACACCAACAACUACAACACCACCUGAGACAACAACUACUACACCAACAACCACAACAACACCUGAGACAACAACUACUACACCAACAACUACAACAACACCUGAGACAACCACCACAACACCUGAGACAACAACUACACCAACAACCACAACACCUGAG